CUCUGUGGACAAAUUGACAAAUAGUCCUUUACAGAAAAAAAUAGACAAAAAAUAAACAAAAAAAGGUAUGUUUGCUUUUUAUUUUGAGCUUUUUUGCUGUUUUUUCCUGCCCGGACAUUUGUUGGAUUUGAAAACUUCUGCGCGCAACACAGUUGGACUUUAACUUCGGCUCACCUGCGCAGGUGCAGAAAGAAGCUGAAACCGAGGAGUUCCAUGAGAGCUGCCAUCUGAUCCAAAGCCUCCCCCUCCUCCUCCUCCUGGACCCCCAUUCUAUUGCCCCCCUCCCACCCCGUCCACGUUUAUCAAUGAAGCAGGAGAUCAUGGCGGAUGGCCCCAGGUGUAAGAGGCGAAAACAAGCGAAUCCGAGGCGAAAAAACGCAGCUCUCAACUACGAGAAUGUGGUGGAGACGGGCUCGGAGACCGAGGAGGAGGACAAGCUGCCCGUGUCCGAGGAGGACCCCCUGAUCAACGGCGCGGGCAGCCCCGCCAGCCUCACCAACCCGGAGGCGUCGCCGCGCGGCGAGGGCCACGGCCUGCUGACCAAGGACGAGGAGGACGACGAGAUGCGGGACAGCGGCGUGGAGCACAUCUGGCAGGACAACGACAUGCUGAGCGCCUCGGUCGAUGGUACCGAUGAAAUGAAAUACGACUUUGACGCCCUGGGGUCUGAUGCCACUCUGCAGGGAGUUGGAAAUGGUACAGUCAAGAGCAUGGAUUGCACUUCAGAGUUGGAGGACUUCUUUGCCAAAAGGAAGCUGGACGACGGCGACAGCCACGUAGUGAGCAUCGCCGAGUGCCUGCGCCGCGGAGACACCGCCAUCAUCUACCCGGAAGCUCCGGAGGAGCUGAGCCGCCUGGGAACGCCGGAGGCCACGGGACCAGAGGAGAAUGACCUGCCACCUGGAACGCCAGAUGCUUUCGCCCAACUGUUGACCUGCCCCUACUGCGACCGAGGCUACAAGCGUUUGACUUCUCUGAAGGAGCACAUCAAGUACCGCCAUGAGAAGAACGAGGAGAACUUCGCCUGCCCGCUGUGCAACUACACGUUCGCGUACCGCACCCAGCUGGAGCGCCACAUGGCCACGCACAAGCCCGCCAGGGACCAGCACCAACUGCUCAACCAAGAGGCAGGAAACCGCAAGUUCAAGUGCGCCGAGUGCGGCAAGGCCUUCAAGUACAAGCACCAUCUGAAGGAGCACCUUCGGAUCCAUAGCGGCGAAAAACCCUAUGAGUGCCCCAACUGCAAGAAGCGCUUCUCCCACUCGGGCUCCUACAGCUCCCACAUCAGCAGCAAGAAGUGCAUCGGCUUGAUAGCAGUCAACGGCCGCAUGCGCAGCAACAUGAAGCCAGGCUCCUCCCCUACCUCUGCGUCGGCCUCGCCCACCAACACCGCCAUCACCCAGCUGCGGCAGAAACUCGAGAACGGCAAGCCGCUGGGCCUCGUCGACCACAACAACCACCUGAACAUCAAGACGGAACCGCUGGACUUCAACGACUACAAGCUGAUGAUGGCGUCCCAUGGGUUUGGCGCGCCAGGACCCUUCUUGAAUGGAGUUGGAGGUGACAGCCCACUAGGGGUUCAUCACAGCUCGACAGGUCAAAGCCCUUUGCAGCACCUGGGGUUGGCUGGACUUGACCCACAGCUUCUAGGCUACCCAGGUCCGCUAGGGAACAACCUGAGCGAGGUCCAGAAGGUUCUCCAAAUAGUUGACAACACUGUGUGCAGGCAGAAAAUGGACUGCAAGCCUGAGGAGCUCUCCAAACUCAAAGCUUACAUGAAGGAACUGGGUAAUCAGGCAGAGGAGCAGAAGCAGGCGAUGACUUCACCGGGGGGCCCUCAGGUCGGUCUUCCACUCGUCAAUCACAAUGGCGCCACCAAAAGCAUUAUCGACUACACGCUAGAAAAAGUAAACGAAGCCAAAGCUUGCCUCCAGAGCUUGACGACGGACUCAAAGAGACAGAUUAGCAAUAUCAAACGAGAGAAAGCCAACCACAUGCUUGACGGAGGUCUGGACGAGAAAGUGCCGGAGAACAUGUUUACACCGUACGCUUGUCAGUAUUGCAAAGAAACCUUUCCUGGGCCGAUACCGCUGCAUCAACACGAACGCUACCUGUGCAAAAUGAACGAGGAGAUCAAAGCUGUUUUGCAGCCCAGUGAGAACAUGAUGCCCAACAAACCGCCAAUGUUCAUGGAGAAGAACAACCACUUAUCGUCCUCCAUGUUGUCAGAGAAGGGACUCACUGGCCCCAUCAACCCUUACAGGGACCACAUGUCCGUGUUGAAGGCAUAUUUUGCUAUGAACAUGGAGCCCAACUCGGAGGAGCUGCUUAAGAUUUCCAUAGCGGUCGGCCUUCCUCAGGAAUUCGUCAAGGAGUGGUUUGAUCAGCGAAAGAUGUACGAAUACAGCACUACCAGAAGCCCGCCACUGGAGCACAGGAACAACACGGAUAUGGUUGUCGGAACAAAUAACCACUCCCCACCAAAAGACUCUUUGGCAGCUAGGUCACCUGUGUCUCUCCUGAAGCCUGCUGACCACAUCACUUCCCCCUCCAUCGCGGAGCUCCAAAACAACUGUGACAACCCCCUGAGACAUUUGAAGAACCACCAGUUUGGCGGCGGGGCGAAGGCUGCGGGCAAAAAGUUGGACCACUCCCGUAGCAACACUCCUUCCCCUCUCAACCUGUCCUCCGCAUCUUCCAAAAACUCCCACAGCAGCUCCUACACCCCCAACAGCUUGACUUCAGAGGACCUGCAGGCCGAACCGCUUGACCUCUCCCUGCCGAGACUCAUGAAGGAGCCCAAGCAUGCACUGACGGUCAAAAGCAGACCUAAAGUCAACAGUAUUACCAUUGACCAUAACAGCAUCCCUUCCCCACGAGAGCACUUCGAAGAGCCUUUGAACUUGGCCUAUCUCAAGAAGGAAUUCUCAGGCUCGACCAACAAUGGAAACAUUGAAAAAAGCACUAGCCCCAUCUUUGGCAUUAACCCCUUUGCUGCCAAGCCUUUGUACACGUCACUUCCACCCCACAGCGCUUUCCCGCCCGCCACAUUCAUGCCCCCCAUGCAGGCCAGCAUACCCGGUCUUAGGCCCUACCCGGGCAUGGAUCAAAUGGGCUUCCUUCCGCACAUGGCUUACACUUACGCGGCGGGGGCAGCCACCUUUGCCGAGAUGCAGCAGAGGAGAAAGUACCAGCGGAAACCAGGUUUCCAGGGGGACCUGCUCGACGGUACACCCGAUUACUUGUCAGGGCUGGACGACAUGACAGACCCCGACUCCUGUCUGUCGCGGAAGAAGAUUAAGAAGACCGAAAGUGGUAUGUACGCGUGUGACUUGUGCGACAAAACAUUCCAGAAGAGCAGUUCCCUUCUAAGACACAAAUAUGAACACACAGGGAAGAGGCCGCACCAGUGCCAGAUCUGCAAGAAGGCCUUCAAACACAAGCACCAUCUCAUCGAGCACUCUCGGCUGCACUCGGGCGAGAAGCCGUACCAGUGCGACAAGUGCGGCAAGCGCUUCUCGCACUCGGGCUCCUACUCGCAGCACAUGAACCACCGCUACUCCUACUGCAAGAGGGAGGCGGAGGAGCGGGAGGCGGCCGAGCGGGAGGCCCGCGAGAAGGGCCACCUGGAGCCCACCGAGCUGCUCAUGAGCAGGGCCUACCUGCAGGGAAUGACUCCUCAGGGCUACCCGGAGCUGGCCGAGCGCGAGGCCAUCCUGAGGCACGACGGCGUGAACGGAGGGAUCAGAGAGGGACACAAGGAAGUGGACGGAACGUAUGCAAAGAUCGCACGGAGGGACGAGUUCGAGGAGGAGGAGGAGGAGAGCAAGAGCAUGGACACGGACCCGGACACGUUGAGGGACGAGGAGGAGAACGGGGAGCACUCGAUGGACGAUAGCUCGCUGGACGGCAAAACGGAAACCAAAUCGGAUCACGAGGACGCCAUGGAGGACGCCAUGUAAUCGGAUGGGGGGGGCGGAACU
This is a messenger RNA of Oryzias melastigma (Indian medaka), 3983 nucleotides long. It is a transcript of the gene zeb2b, whose product is annotated as zinc finger E-box binding homeobox 2b. NCBI's taxonomy places the organism in Eukaryota, Metazoa, Chordata, Actinopteri, Beloniformes, Adrianichthyidae. The record is from RefSeq and is a predicted model, not a curated record. The transcript has 10 exons. The coding region runs from base 306 to 3962 and encodes 1218 amino acids. Gene Ontology annotation, biological process: anatomical structure development; regulation of transcription by RNA polymerase II. Gene Ontology annotation, molecular function: RNA polymerase II cis-regulatory region sequence-specific DNA binding; DNA-binding transcription factor activity, RNA polymerase II-specific.